AGUAGCGUGCUGGUUUCCCAUCUGGUCGGUCUCCCUCCCAAUUUUCUCCCCCCUCGCACACACACACAGCUAGAGAGAAAAAAAACUAUGGGUGGAGUACGAGGAAUCCUAUUGGACGCUUCAAUCCUCGUCGCCGCCGACGACAACUGCGAUGUAAUUGGUGGUCCCACUCUUCGCGGUGGUGCUGAUUUCCUUUUCCGCGCCCUCCAUUUUUCCCAACUCCGCAAGGGAAUUCUUUUUGGAGAGGAUCUUUCAAUUGAGAAGGUCAAUCUUUUAAAAUCAAUGGCUGAAGUAUAUUCAUUCGAUUGUUUUAAACUCAGUAUUUCGUCCUUGGAUGCUGUUAUGAAAGAAAUAUCUGUAGCUUGGGAUGAUGUUGGAAAAGAAAUAUUGUUUGUACUUUCCAGCCACAAGAUGGAUCACUGUGAUAAGCUAUGUGACUAUGGGUUUUUGCUAAGUAUUAUAGAUGUUGAUACUGGGGCAGAUACAAAUAAACAUCCAAGUGCCCAUCAUAUCAAGAAAUUGGAAGAGCUCCCUUUGACUUUGUGCCGCUUGAAUAGAAAGGUAGCUUCCAAAGAGGUUAUAACAGUUGGCUACAGUAUGAAGCCUUCUCGGCAAGCAGAUUUUGCUAAGAGAGGUGCAUUUCCACUAUAUUCCAUCCAGCAUGAAUUGAUGUUUCUGCCGCUCAGUUACGAUCUGUCCAUACCUUCGCAGCUGCAAGAAAUUGAUGUCAUCCUUCAUAAAGCAACAGAUGAUAUUUUAUCUGUCGAGUUAAACUUGUCGCUUUCCCCUAAAAUUUCCUACACAAAUGGCAUGGAGGAACUGAGAAGGACCCUGCAGGAUCAUCCUCGCUGUUGUGUGAUUGAUCCGUUUAAUAAUAUUUACCCUGUUUUGGAUCGGCUCAAGAUCCAAUAUCUUCUGCUUGGGUUGGAGGAUCUAAACAGGGAAGCCUGCUCAAAGAUUAGGGGGGGCCAUUUUCUCCAGGUUGACAGUUAUAACGAUCCUAGUUUGACGGAAAGGCUGUUGGAGGCUAAGGUAUCCCUUCCAAACAUAGUGAAACCUCAAGUUGCCUGUGGUGUAUCAAGUGCUCACAGUAUGGCAAUUGUCUUUUGUUUAGAAGAUUAUAAGGAUCUCCAGGUGCCCUUACCAGCUAUAAUUCAGGAAUACGUAGAUCAUUCAUCCACAUUAUUCAAAUUCUAUGUUUUGGGUGAGAAAGUCUUCCAUGCAGUCAAGAAGUCCACACCUAAUGGAGAUGUGUUGAUGACAUUGUCCCAAGCAAAUCAGUCAAAGGCUCUGGUUUUUGACAGCUUGAAGUCCCUUCCCACUGCCGAAAAUAAUAAGUUCGGAGAUGAAGUUGUUGACCUCGAGCUAGUGAAGAAUGCUGCACAUUGGCUAAGAAGAAAGCUGGAUCUUACUAUCUUUGGCUUUGAUGUAGUUAUUCAAGAAGGUACUGGAGACCAUGUGAUAGUGGAUGUAAACUACUUGCCAUCAUUCAAGGAAGUACCGGAUGAUGUAGCAAUUCCUGCAUUUUGGGAAGCUAUUAAAAACAAGUUUCGGGAGAGUAAACAGACGAUUUGCCCUCCUUAGCAAGCCAAUGCCGAGGACAUGUGGAAUCUGAGUCUCGAGUUGUGCAUACGUUCUAUCGGAGGUCGUAGUAGACUGCUGUUUAAGUGUACAAAUCUGUAAUGUUUGUGCCUUUCCCUUUGGUUGCACCUUGGAUGGAGUUCUGGAAGUUGGCGAAGAUACUUAAUAUUUCAUGUUUGGAUGAUAAUGGUCAUCUCAUUUCCAGCACCAUGGUUUGUUGACUUGGUGCUGAAUGUUGACUGGAUCCGGAUGUCUAGGUUUUCCCAUAUUAGUGGGGCUUGAAGAAGUUUUGGAUAAUAAUGGCUAAACAAAUACUUCCUCUGUUUAUUUUGUACUUAGUAACUUGUAACGUGACAUCGUGGCAUGGACUAUAAGGAAAAAAAAGUUAGGGAAGGUAAAUGCACAAUAUCAAAAAUAUCAAUGGCGUCUUGGCCUAGUGUUUAA
This is a messenger RNA of Spinacia oleracea (spinach), 2025 nucleotides long. RefSeq names its product inositol 1,3,4-trisphosphate 5/6-kinase 4. Gene Ontology annotation, molecular function: inositol-1,3,4-trisphosphate 6-kinase activity; ATP binding; magnesium ion binding. Gene Ontology annotation, cellular component: cytoplasm. The transcript has 12 exons. NCBI's taxonomy places the organism in Eukaryota, Viridiplantae, Streptophyta, Magnoliopsida, Caryophyllales, Amaranthaceae. The record is from RefSeq and is a predicted model, not a curated record. The coding region runs from base 88 to 1584 and encodes 498 amino acids. Gene Ontology annotation, biological process: inositol trisphosphate metabolic process.